Aspergillus welwitschiae is the source of this 451-nucleotide messenger RNA. RefSeq lists its product as uncharacterized. NCBI's taxonomy places the organism in Eukaryota, Fungi, Ascomycota, Eurotiomycetes, Eurotiales, Aspergillaceae. The transcript has a single exon. The record is from RefSeq and is a predicted model, not a curated record. The coding region runs from base 174 to 404 and encodes 76 amino acids.
CUUGUGCAUGCUGUGUGUGUGCUAGUCGAGAUUUUCCCGCGAAGGUGUCUCGAGUAAAGGAAUCAGGGCGGCAGCACCUCCCCGCUCCGCAUAGGCGCGUUCUGCCUUUGCUGCGCCCGGUGCGGCUCCGUGUAGUUCGGGGUAUGGAUCAGUAACAGGGGUUACGCCGGGGGAUGUUCUUCAUGGUGGGGGUUAUCGGUUUUCUGGACAUAUUCGUGUUCCAUCAUGAGGGUGUUCUCGGGUUAGCUACAGAAGGAUGGCUUACUGCGCACGAGAAGGCCGCACGGUCUGUGGCGUGUUGGCGAUACUUAUGUUUGCUCCCUGUUUUAUUCGCUAUUCCUUUUCAUUACGCUUCGUUCUUGACAAAAGUGGAUGAUAGAUUUAUGAAAGGGUCACGAAUAUGAAUAUAUUACCAAUCUACUGUCCUCUGUAGAAUUCAGUAGCUUCGUAU